GGGCUGGGCCGGGCAGCAGGUGGGCGGGGGUGGAGGCGCGGGCAGGAGCGCGGGCAGGGAGCAAAGGUUGCAGUCUUCCAGUACCGACCUCAGCCGGAGGGCGGGCGGCAUCAUGACGGUGGGAGCCAGGCUCCGGACCCAGGCGGCGAGCAGCCUCCCGCGCCGCGGGCCCCUCUUCCGGGCGCGAGGGCGGACCGAGCGGGACGAGGAGGCGGCCGCUAUCCUGGAGCAUCUGGAGAGCGGGGCCGAGGAGGAGGAGAGCGCGGAGCGCGCGCGGCUCCCGGGGACCCGGGGCGCGCGGAAGGUGCACCUGGCCGUCCUCCCCGAGCGCUACGAGCCGCUGGAGGAGCCAGCGCCCGGCGACAAGCCCAAGAAGAAGUACCGGCAGAAGCUGAAGAAGUACGGCAAGAACGUCGGGAAGGUUCUCUCCAAAGGAUGUCGCUACGUUGUCGUGGGCCUGCAAGGAUUCGCUGCAGCCUACUCUGCUCCCUUCGGAGUCGCCACCAGCGUGGUGUCCUUUGUCCGCUAGCGGAGACGCCGUGUGAGUGAUCGGCAGCCCCCCCGUUCUGGGAACAGCGUGAACCCAGGAGCAUUUCAGACUUGAACCCACAAAAUACUUGGAAGAAAAAACAAAACGUCUUGGUUGAGUCGGAUGAGUGGUCUGAACACGUCACCCGCGCCCAUCUGCUGAGCUGUCCACGUCUCCUCUCGGACACGGGUGGCCCCGAUGGACAAUCCCGCAGAGAAUUAGGCUGAAGUCAGGUUUGGGAUGAGAAUCGGUUUGCUAAAACCCGAGCCUCCCCUGAAGGUGGCGGUGGGGCGGUGGGGGGGGGGGUCGCACGGGGGCAAGCACCGGCCAGAAGCCAGCACACUGGGGGGGUAGCUGAGUGGUCGUUAGGGAUGGGGGAUGGGGCGGAUCUUGAUCUGGAGCGAGUGGGCUUGAUUUCCUCUAUUCUGGAAAGCUCGAAGGCUGACAGGGCUCUCGGCUCUUGGCUGCCCGGCUUCUAAGGGCACCAAAGGGACCGUUUGUUUCUGAAGUCACUCCCACACCCAUCUCCUUCCUGCACUCCUCUGCCACCAGGAGUUUAAUUACAGGCUGGAGAAGAAGGAAGGAAGAAACAUCUCUUUGAAGGCAACGAUGCUUUGAAACCGGGACUGGCGAUGAGUCAUGACUGUUGAAAGUAGAUGAAGGCUUGUCCUUUUCCUCCCCUUUUUCUCUGACAUGAACGUGGAGGUAGCGAUGAGGGGGAGGAGGGUUGGCAAGUUCAAGGGCAGGUGGUUUGAGGGAGGGAGUGCUCCCGAAGACGGCUGUGUCCAGUCCCGCCCAGGCCGCCCCAGCCACGUGGCAGGGGCCGGCUGAGGUCGUGGGCCUCCUGCCUUGGCUGCCCGGUACCAUCCACGCCCUCCUCCUCGACACCAGCACCAAGGAUGCUCUGCCUUGGGAAGCAGGGAGAUGCCACACCCAGAAGUGAAAGCGGAUGACUUAGAGAAGGAGCCGGAAAGUAGGAGACAGGUGCAGAGGGAGCAGAAGAAGGAUGCUGAACGGGAGAAGAGGAAGCACAGGAGCCGGGGCCGGGUUAUCAGCGCUGGAACAUCUCAGGCUCUGGGCAGGGCCAGGGGAGGCUGGGUGGGCAGAGGUGCCGCCAUGCUGGUGCUCCCAGACCUCCUGAGGCCUGUGAGCUCACGCUGGCUGCCUCUGCCACAUCCUUUCCCUCUUCUGUGCUGCCCGGCUAGACAUCUCUCAGCUGGAUCUGAAGCUGGGCUGGGCAAGGGUCUGUGCCGUUGGACUGCUGGACAAGGAGGUGCCUGCUGAACCUCCACGGCAGGGCCCUGUUCUGACAUGGUUUCCAGAAUAUCCAGAAGCCCAAAAGAGUCACUGAGGACUAGAUUGCGGGAUCCAUGGCAACGGCUGUUUGUUCUCCUGGUGAGAGUUGCCGGACCAGGCACAGGUGGCCUCAGUGCUCACGCUUCACCCAUCAGGCCCCACCAGGUGGCUCCCAGAAGUGGAGAAGAGGGAAAGACAGACAGACGGACGGACGGAAAGAGGAACGAGUGGAGGAGAAUGUUGUAGCUGUGAAGCUAGACGCAGCGUCGUGUUUUGGAGGUUCACGCUGAAGGGGAACUUGGAUCCAAGUCCUGCAUCGAGAAUGUGUGUGAGGAACACGAGAACAGGAAUGGCCUUGUGUUAGCGCAAAUGCUGCAAGUGCACAUUUUUGUACACGUAGCAUAAUCAGAGCUUGCCUGGUUGCGUGGAGCAAAGGGGAGAUGGCGGUGGAAGGAAAAGCAAAGCCUCCCAGCUGAGUGGGAAAGAGAAUCAGACCUGUGUGGCCUCAGGUGACAGGAAAGAUGGGCGGCAGGGAGGAGUCUGGGGCGUUCAGAGGAUGCCUUCCUGGUGGCCUGGCGUCGAGUCUGUGACUGGGAGGGACGAGAGCGGCUGAGGUUCAUCUGAGGGAGCCCCCCACCCACAGCCCCACAAAUUAGAGACACUAUGAGACCCAACAUGUUUGGCCCUGAGGUUUUGAAUUCUGGUUGAGAAUUAACCUAGAGAUUUCCAAAGCCUGAACUCGCAGGGAUUGUCCGGGAGCCACAGUCCUGUCCCAGCAGGUGAGCUGUCACUCCCCGGAUGGGACACCCGUGCCUCAAAUUUCCUCUUUGCCUUUUCUCUCCCUUCCAUUUUUGAAACUAUUUAUCAGUGUCCACACCCUACUCAAAACGGAGCUUUUCCUUUUUUGUGCUUGACCAAGAGGCUUCUUUCAUGGGCUUUUCUCGCCCUAUUAUGUAAAUAAAAGCUCUGAUUUGUCUAAUGUU
Molecule: messenger RNA, 2808 nt
Organism: Sus scrofa (pig)
Lineage: Eukaryota; Metazoa; Chordata; Mammalia; Artiodactyla; Suidae
Gene: C10H1orf115
Product: chromosome 10 C1orf115 homolog
Source: RefSeq, a predicted model, not a curated record